Molecule: messenger RNA, 11723 nt
Organism: Sander lucioperca (pikeperch)
Lineage: Eukaryota; Metazoa; Chordata; Actinopteri; Perciformes; Percidae
Product: zinc finger homeobox protein 3-like
Exons: 11
Coding region: 365-8821 (2818 amino acids)
Biological process (GO): regulation of neuron differentiation; regulation of transcription by RNA polymerase II; brain development
Cellular component (GO): nucleus
Molecular function (GO): DNA-binding transcription factor activity, RNA polymerase II-specific; RNA polymerase II cis-regulatory region sequence-specific DNA binding; zinc ion binding
Source: RefSeq, a predicted model, not a curated record
CAUUUUUUGAAGGAAACUAAUUAGCAGGAAUAAAGAGCCAAGUGUUUUCCCCCCACAGUGAUCAGAACUCAUUCUACCUCUGGAGCUCGCACAAACCCCUCCGUCCCCCAUCUUCUGUUUACUACAGCCUAUAUGUAGCUUUAAUUACACUGUUGUUUGGUAACAACUUGGACCCCGCUGCUCUCUCUCCCUCUCCCCAUUUUUCCUCCUGGCUCCGUAAAAACGCAGAGGAUCAUUCAUAAGGAAUGAGUGGGCUCUCUAUACGAUUGCUUUCUGGACUACUACACAUUCAGCGUACGGAGCUUUGUACCAGAGUCGCUGCAGAAAUGUGGGGUAGUAAUGCGUGGCAGCUGUAGCCUCUGGUAUGGACAGCGGUGAGGGAGGAGGGGAUGGAGGGGGAGGAGAGGAGAGAGAUUCUGACCUCAGUCCCCAGGCUUUAUCUCUUCCUCUCCUGACCCUAGCGGUCAUUCCGGAGCAGGGGUCAUCUUCUCAUACCUCAGCCAUGGCCCCUGCCAAAGAGUCCCUGACCCUGCCUCAGCAGGAGGAGGAGGGCGCAGAGGGGUCCCAGGCUAGAGAAGAGACCCAGGGAGGUGAGCAGAAAGAACGAGGCCGACAUUUGCAGGAGAAUGGAGCGUGUCAAAAGCAGGGGAUGAAGGAAAACUUCGGGGAGGGAUAUUUGUCAGGGCAAAGGAAGGAAGAAGGGGAGGUACAUGUAGGUGUGGGAGAGGCAUCAGUUACAGGGGGCCUCCCAGCAACCCUUAGCAGCAGAAGCGGAGAGGAGGAGAAGGAAGAGGAGGAGGCCAUCUCAAACCAAAGCCAAACCAAAUCCAAAUGUUCUUUAAUACCUCAACAGAGCCAGCACAGCUCUUCUUCCAGCACUGCGAAGGCCACUGGCACACUCAACAGCAAAAUAGCCGCCUCUCCAAAGCCCUCCCCCACUCCUUCCACCUCUCCAAAGUCCUCCCCUUUUCUUUACACAUCUCCAAAGCACUUCACUUGUCCGUCCUCUUCUUCUGCCCUGCUGAGCGAGACAGAGGUAAAAGACAUUAAGGAAGAUCAGGGCUGGAUUUCUGGGUUUCCUCAGAGCUUUAAAUCCCAGCAGUCUACUCUGGCUUUUCCACUGGCAGGUACGGAGCCUGCCAGUACACCUGCUGAGGAUGAUGGGCCGGCAGGGGUUCCUCACUCUUCCAUUUCCAAUGGAGAUGGUGCCAAAGCUCCAGAACCAAAUGACAGCCAGUUAGACACAGAGGUGGAUGACGAGGGAGACAAAGAAGAAGAACAGAAAGAAGCUGUCCUUAAAAACCUCAACCAAGACCUCUCUCUUAAUUCACUGACCAGUCACAUGACCAUAAUGCACUCACGCAACUCCUGCAAGACGCUGAAAUGCCCCAAGUGUAACUGGCACUAUAAGUCUCAGCAUACACUGCAAGUCCACAUGAAAGAGAAACAUCCGGAGAUUGGAGGCCAGUGUGUGUGUGGCGCCUCCGGGGGAAAGUGUGUGUGUGGCGGUUCAACACGAGGUGUGUGUGGAUAUUGCAGUUCGGGGAAACCCCAUCCUCGCUUGGCCCGUGGUGAAACCUACGCCUGUGGCUACAAGCCCUACCGCUGUGAGGUGUGUGACUAUGCUACGUCAUCGAAAGGCAACCUCAGCAUACACAUGCAGUCGGAUAAACACCUUAAUAAUGUUCAAAAUGGGGGACACUCAAAUGGUCACAUGCACACUUCCAACAUUACCAACAAUAGCAGCUCUUCCGACGGCCACACAGCGGAUGAACCCACAUACAAGCCCCCACUCUCUAUUCCCACGCCCACUACCCAGCCCGCCAAGCUCACACCAGCUGCACACACUCACUCUCAUGGUAAGCGGUGGCGGUGUGAUGUGUGCGACUAUGAGACCAGCAUUGCCCGCAACCUGCGCAUACACACCACCAGCGAGAAACACACACAUAAUAUGCUACGGCUCCAGAGAGGUUACUAUCUGUCUCACUGCCGGAGUCUUGCCCCGCAGCUCAAACACCUUCAAAACACAGGUGCCGAGCUCUCCUUGAACAUGCGACUGACCAGUCAACAAGUCACAGAUCAGCCAGUCACCCUUGGGUCUACACUGACUCCUUCGCCCUCCCCCUCCCCCUCUCCCCCUCCAGCCCCAUCUCUGUCCCCCACUGAACCCCUCUCUCAGGGCAUGUUUCAAUGCCUUGUCUGCUCCUGCUUUUCGUCCGACAGCUUAGAGUCUGUGGAGCAGCACCUGAACGCCCCUCGCUCUCUGCCUCAGUCUGAGUGGUGCUCCCUGGUCGCUGGUGGCUGCCACUGCAAGCUGUGCGGCUACACCACCCCGCUGAGGGCUAACUUCUCCUUGCACUGCCAGACUGACAGACACCGCACCCGGUACCAGCUGGCUGCUCACCUCCAAGAGGGUGGAGACAGGGGUCAGGAGGGGGCAUCCCUUAUUGCUAAGGGCAACCCCGUCCAGCUGAGAUGCAACUUGUGUGACUACGUGACCAGCAGUUUGGACAAGCUACGAGGACAUUCCCUCAGUUCACACCACGAGGCCAGCGUCCGGGUUUACCGAUUCCUGCAGCAGUAUGAUGGUGAAGUUGAUGGAGGUUCGUGGCUGUUCCAUUGUCUCCUAUGCAACCACUCCUCCUCUUCUAAACUCCAAGUACUGAAACACAGUCAAACCCCAACCCAUCAGCAGAGGGAAGGGCUACUACAGCUGCAGCCACUAGGCGGAGAGGAGCUGGCAGCCAUUUUUACCAUCAGGAAAAGCCCUGAUGGUGUCACAGGAGAGCUCAGUGAGGAUAUGGAAACUUCCAGUGAGACCACCACUAGUCCUUUGGACACAACCAAAGACACUUGUAACUUGGGGGUGAAGCAGAUUUCUGAGGAGACAGAAGAAACAAGUGACGAGGAAAGAGAAAAGAGGGAGUCAUUGCCCUCAGUCAAGCGUCCAUCCUCUGGAUGCGAGGAAGUGGAAAACUCUAUCUCAACCAAACGCCCCAGAAUACACCAGCAAAAUGAGAACCAGCAGACUGUCCAGUGCCCUUUGUGCCAGGUUAAACUCCCACACGCACACCUUCGACAGCAUCUCACACAUGUGCACAGUGUGGCGCAGGACUGUGUAGACAAGCUCAUCAGCACAGUCACACUAUCCAUGGAACAACCACAGCCUCAGCUGCAGACAGAACCACAGACAGAUGAUAGUCAGAAAAAUAAAAACACCAAGAAUAACAAUACAAAUUGUACAUAUACUGCUGAUUCCAGUGCCUCAGUUGAUUCACAGAAAAACAAAGGAAUUUCAGUAGUAAACACUGAGGGAGAUGUAGCCGCACCCAAAGAUGUCACAGCUCUACUCACCCCACCCCUGGAAGACACCACUCACCCUUCCAAUGGCAGACUGGCUCCUCAGUCCCCAACUCAGACCCCCCCCUCCUCCCCAUCCUCCUCCCCGCCCUCCUCCCCGCUCGCCGACCCCCCUCCCCUUACUGAUCGCCAUGGUUACCGUUUCCGUUGCAGCAGGUGCAGCCUAGCGUUCCCCACUCAGGAGAAGCUCCAGCUGCACUGGCAGUACCAUGCCAUGAGGGCGGCGACAGAGUGUCCUCUCUGCUCGAGACAAUGCCGCAGUCAGGAGGCCCUGCAGAGACACAUGCAGAAUACGCACUCACAGCUUGACAACACACAGGGGCAGAAUACACUCUUACCGCCUCACACCACUCAAUACAUGGAGCAUACUAAGAGUUCAGUUCAACAAGAUUUUAGCUUAUCACCUCAAGUGGGUCAAGAAGCAGGAGAGCAUGAGGAUGAAGAGAUAGAGGAAGAAGCACUAGGUAUGGAGGAAAAGGAGGAACAAAAAGAAGAAGUAAAAUUAAAUGAUAAGGACAUGGUUGGUGAAGUUGAUGGAGGUGAAGAGAAUUUAAUUGAGCCAGAGAAAGAGAUCAUAUCUGAACCUACUUCCAGCUCUUUUGUCAAAAAGAGCUCUAACCCCACAAUGGACCGCUAUCUGGAUCCAACCAGGCCCUAUAAAUGCACAAUAUGCUCUGAAUCUUUUACACAGAAAACCAUUCUUCUGGUCCACUAUAACUCUGUGUCCCAUCUCCACCGGGCCAGACGAGCCCUACAGGACUCUGGCACAGGUGUUGCUGCCCCCGAGGCUCCCCGUGGCCCAGAUCCUAGGCCCUACCGCUGCCGAUUGUGUGGAGUGGGCUAUAGCCAGAGCUCCACACUGGACAUACAUCUUCGCUCUGUCCUUCAUCAGACUAGAGCUCGUGCUGCCCAGAACUUAGCUCCACAGAGCCCAGCAUCUAGUAUAGCGGCUCCAGUGUCAGUCUCCACUACUGCCACUCAGGCUGCUACCACCAGAGAAGAAACAUCCAAGAGUGUGCCUUUCACCAAGAGGCCAGAUGUAGUAAGCUCUUCAACCUCUUUACUUUUAGGCCCUGGCAUAGCAGCAGAGGCCCAGCCAACCCUCUCUAACCCAACUGACAGCAAGCAGGCUAAAAAGAGAGUGGCAGAACUUAUAGCAUCAAGAAACCAGCUAAUGCUAAUACAGCAGCAGCAGCAGUUAGUCCAGGCUCAGGCCCAGGCCCAAGCCCAGUUACAACACACAGCUCUGCUCCAGUCCCAAUUGAUGCAGCACCUAUCCUUUGGGACAGAUAAUCUCCUUAACCAACACUUCUCCCUGGCAUCAGACAACUUGCUCUCUCUGCAUCAGCAACUUCUUCUGCCCUUUUACAUGUCAGGAGACAUGAAUCUUAACCCAGAGUUGGCUGUUAAGAGUCUAGAACUUAGUCAGUUAUUAUCUGCUAACUCUAUCCUAAAAGAACAGAUUAAGGCAGAAGUUAAAAGGGAGUCCCAACCUCAAAUAGAAGAGAAACAACCCCAAAAACAAAGUUCAAACUCAACUGUUAACCAACCAAAUGAUCAUGUGCGGUGUGAAGCCAAGGUCAAAGCUGGCUGCAGCGGAUCCUCCAUCAACCAGUCAGAAAGAGAACACAGCAAUUCUAGUCCUGAGGAAGAAAAAGAAGAAAUGCUUGUUCCUACUGUUAAAAAUGAGAGUCAGAAGUUGGAAACUGAUUCCUCUUCAUUUAAUCUUCUUGGAUUGCAGUGUCCUCCCCCCAGAGUGCCCUAUGCUGCUGUGAAUGGGGAGCCUCUUCGAGCCCUGCUGCAGAGUUAUGGCUAUGAGUUGGCACUGCAAUAUAUACAAAGUAGACAUAGACACCAGCAGCAGAUAUCAACUCAUAUGAUACCAGAUAAACAGGGGAGCUCUGAUACCAACAAAAUGGAGGUAUGCUCAGAAAAAGAAAAAUGUGAGUUUAGUGGACUACAGGAUGGAAUGAUGGAAGGCUGUAAAAAGGAUAACAAAGGAGUAGAGAGCAAUAGAGAGAGAGAACAUUUGCUACAAGAGAAAAAGCAGAAUGAUCAGGAAUCGGCAAACAAAGAGAAAGGAUGUUGUGGAAGAGGAGAAAAGUGUAGAGACUGUGGCAAGCUUUUUUCAGAUGCCUUGAUUUUAAAAAGCCACCGGGAGUACAUUCAUAGGAUACUGUUUCCCACUCCUGCACUGGAGAGGUUUUCUAGAGAAUACAGACUGCAGUAUGACCAGAUGUACCCACUCACACAGCCUAAAUCUGGGGAUAAUUCAACUGCUUCAGCUGCAGCCCCAGUCCCAUCCUCAGAAUCAGAACCAGCACCGGAACCAGUUAUGCCUCAAAUUAAAAGUAUUGCAUCUUCACCUGUACCCUCAUUUUCAGAUCCCAUAACCAAAACAUGUACUUCAGCUACAGACCUAACACCAACUGCCCCCGCACCUUCUUCUCCUCCAUUUUCUUCUCAACCUCACAAAUUUCAACAAGAGGCACCCAUCCCAAGCACAUCUGCUACAGCUACUUCUCAAACCACAUCCACAGCUAACUCCAUACCCCGUACCUUACCUAAAAUACCAAUGCUUCCUCUUUCCUUGCCCCAGCUUCCUUUACCUUUACCAAAGCUUCCCCUACCCCACAUUCCUUUUCCCAUGGACCUACCUCUCCUCUCUCCGGUUGUGAUGCAGUCUGUGGGUCUCCAGCCCCAACCAUGGUUAGACUCAAGUGUGAACCCAGAGUUGGCAAAACUCCAAUCUCAACUCAACCCAGCACUGCUAGGGCAACAACCACCGCUCAGCCCAGCUUUGCAAGGUCAGCCUCCACAGCUCAAUUCUGCGCUGUUGGGUCAACCAUCCCAACCCAGCCCUAUCCAAACAGGACAGCAACCCCAAGUCAGCCCAACAAUACUUGAACAACAGGGUAAGAGAACCCGAACCCGAAUCUCAGAGGAGCAACUGACUGUUCUGAGGAAACACUUUGAUAUUAACAGCCUCCCCAGUGAUGAAGAAAUCAACAAGAUGUCUGCUCUGUCUGGUUUGCCUCAUAAAGUCAUCAAACACUGGUUUCGCAACACCCUAUUUAAAGAGCGCCAGCGAGACAAGGAUUCUCCUUACAAUUUUAAUAACCCCCCGACCAUAGCCCUGGAUGAAUCCAGAGAGGAAGUAGCACAAAACCUGCCUCUGACACUUUCCCCAUGUUCACUGUCUCCGGGCCUUCCAGCCAACACCUCCCCACAGACCCUGACAACAGACCUCCAGAGAGGAGAGCCCCAUAGAGGCAGACGCUCUUCCCGAACCCGCUUCACGGAGCAACAGCUGGAGACCCUGCAGGGGGUGUUUGAGGCGACCCCCUACCCCAGAGAGGAAGAAUAUGACAGGUUGUCUGCUCUGUUGUCUCUUCCUAACAGAGUAAUUGUUGUAUGGUUCCAAAAUGCUAGGCAAAGAGCCCGCAAAAAUCAAGACCAGGGGGCAGACAAUGGAUUAGAGGGGAAGAACCAGCUUGACAACAGUCACAGACAGAGAAAUAGCUGCUAUAAGAACGAUGAUGAUGAUGAUAACAGCUGUGGGGAUGAAGGACAAGGUGAAUCUCAGAAUGAAAACUCCAUGGAUCUGACUUAUGAGUAUUACACAAACCCUGACUCACCUGUCCUUGAUUCUUCCUCUCACUGCACAGAAAGUGAGCAUCUAACAGCCGAAGGUGAACCAACACCUCUUACUAGGAAACAGGAAGAUAACACAAUCUCUCCACAGGCUAACAAGAGCACAGCUCUUGUUCAAACUAAAGAUGGAAUUUCAGAUGCAGACAUCCAACGCAAGGAAAUUGUUGAGGCCAUAAAAAUAGGGUCCUCUCCACAACCUGAGCCCAAUCUGCAGCCAAAAAGGACUCCAGAAAGAACCCAGCCUCGCUCUUCCUCCUCUUUACAAAAAACAGUACCCACCACCGCGUCCACAGCUCAUUCCAGCCCCGGGCAUGCGCACAGCCCUCCUCCUGAUAAAGCUGUUGAAAAGCCUGCUGAUACAUCACUCAGCCUCCUUGCUGCUCCAGAGUCUGAAACAGGCCACAUCCGGCUGCCUGGUGCCACCUCUGGCCUAUCCACUGAAACCCAGCCAAAAAACCAUCUCCAACCCCAAACCCAGACUCAGUUCCAGUGCAGUCUCUGCCCAGUGUCCUUGCCCUCAUUCCAGCUGUGGCAGGAGCAUCAGACCAGGCACCUCCUGGCAGCUCAGUCCCAGGUCCAAUUUCUCCACCCUGGGUUCACAGACCGACCUAUGCCUUACAUGAUGCUCCACCCCAACCAUUCCCUGAUGGCCAGCCAAAUGAUUUCAGGUGCUAUGUCCCAGAUGCACCCUAAUACCACACAUCCCAUGAUUUCACACUUAAAUAGCAUACAAAUUAAGAACACAAUCUCUGAUCACUCGACUAACACCCUCAGCAGCCUCUCUCAAAGUUCUCUGACACCUAUGAAGCAGAGUUCAAAGCUUAUGUCAGAGACCAGUUUUGAAGGCCAACGGAGCAGUAGAGAGAUUGAGGAGGAGCACAGAAGGGAUAAGCGUCAGAGAACCACCAUCACCCCAGAACAGCUUGAAGUGUUGUAUCAGCGCUACAGCAUGGACUCUAACCCCACCAGAGGAGUCCUGGAAGGGAUUGCACGCGAUGUAGGCCUUACAAGACGUGUGGUUCAGGUCUGGUUUCAGAAUACACGAGCCAGAGAGAGAAAAGGACAGUUCCGGUCAAUGGGGCCAGGAUCCAGUUUCAGCUUGGGUCUGAACCACCUACGCUGUCCAUUCUGCAGGGCUCUCUUCAAGGUGAAAAGUGCUUUGGAUGCCCAUAUGAGGUCACGCCACUGGGCAGAGGCUGAAAGAGCAGGCUACAACUUAUCGAUGAGUAAUGGAUCCAAUGGGCAGAUUGGGAUGGCUAUGUCAUCUGUCAUGGACAGACCAGGCCCAUCUAUCUCCUCCAACCUCAUCCCAAACCAUGGCUAUGUCAUCAUUAACAAAGAGAUAACUAUAAAGCCACCUGUGACCUCUUUGUCUUCAACCACUGAUCUAAACAACCCAGAGGAGGAUGAUGACUAUGAGGAAGACGAUGAGGAGUACCAAUGUGAGGAGGGUUCCAGUAUGGCUGACCAAGGGUCUCCUAGUCCCGAGGGAUCUGGGGGCCCAAGCUCAUAUUGGGGUGAGACGCAAAGUCUGCAACAGCACCAACAUCAGCAGCAGCGCCAAAGGACACAGAUGAGCCACUUCCAAGUACUCCAACUCAGAGACUUCUACAGGAGCCACCGUACCCCUAACCGACAUGAGUGUGAGACACUGGGCCAAGAGUUGGGACUGCCUCACCGAGUGGUGCAGGUGUGGUUCCAGAAUGCCAGAGCCAAGGAGAAGAGGGCCAGGAGCCUGAGCUCUGAUUCUGCCGAGAGGGAGCAGUCCGAGCUGUCCGCAGGGGCAGGGGAAAGAGACAGAGCUUAGAGAGGCAGAUUACGGUCCCUUUGCUUCUUUCUACUACAUUCUCCCCAAAACCUCUCCUGCACCUGCUAUCGUCCUCUAACCAUAUACCCUUUCCACUUUGCUGCCAAACCUGUAACCUAAACACCCCAAAGAUGCCGAGCCACAGUGGCCCAAAGAGAAACUGAAAGUAGGAAAGAGCCUAAACCAAGUCCUCUCCACCACAGCUUUCCUCUUUUCAUAUUGUUCUUAAACUCUUUCCUGGUCUGUCCUUUCUUGUUGAAAAGAGCCCCUCUCCCUAUCCGUCAGACACCUUACUACAACCAAACACCACCUUGAUAAAAACCAACCAGAUGCCACAGAGGCCAAAGAGCAUUCUCCAAGUAUGUGACCUCACUGCCCAGCUAGACCUGCAGUCUACCUCUCAGUCUGCAUGACAGACUCACAGUGGGCCCUCCACCAGACAGUGCUUAAUGACUAGCUGUGUAGCAUGUAGUGCCAGUCUGUAAGAGGCUGGAAAAGAAAUUGUCAAAGAGAUUUUAGUGUAAAUAGAGAGCUCCAAAAGAUAAACUUGAAGAAAAACAAAGCAGUUAACAGUGGAUGAAAAAGAAGAUGAUGAAAAAAAACACGGAAAAAUAGAUGGAGGUAUUCACAUAGAGCUUUUGUAAAGACUGACUCAGAUUCCAAAGCUCGUAACCAAAAUUUUACAUGUCUGUGGAUUUAGUUUCAACAUGUUUGUUUUCAAUAACAAACUGCAGAGCUGACGUCUGUACAGUAAAUGGGUGAGAUCUGCAGCUGGCAAAAGUAAGCUGAGUACCAAUAGACUGAUACGGUGCCAGACUGCAGCUUCACCCUCCACAAGCCAAUGAUGAGUCUUCUGUUGUACAUGUACACCUUCUAUGUUCCUUUAGUGGAUAACAGCCCAAAUAGCACAGAACGUAAAGGCCAGUUUGUCCUGAACGGGGCAAACUAUUUUUUAUAGCACUCAACCAUUAUACUGUAUAUGAAAACUUUAACCAAACUCAAAUUUACAUUGUGUGUGUUUAGUAAUAGUUUCUUAAUAUAAAUCUUAUGGAUUGAGAUAAACUGUCUUGCUUCGAUAUAAUGGUGUCAUGAUUAUGAAAAGAUUAUGACAGCUUUGAUAUGUUCCGGCAAGGUGACUUACUGCCUUUCCGUUCUAUUUGAAUAUACCAAUGGCUGACCAAUGUUAUGUGAUUAAUGUAAAGCUUUCUAUGCUCAGGUCAACAGCUCAACAUGGCUCCGCUUCAAAUGUGAUCUUAAUACUGUACUUUUCUGUUUUUAAAACAGAAGAGGCGUGGUUUAACCUUGGACUAAGUAUUUAAAGAUAUCUACAAAAACAUCUGUAUUUCAAAGAUCUGAGCUUUUCACCUCUGAGUAAUAGAUUGUGACAAAAACCUUAUUGAAACUAAAGUGUUUAAUAGUGUGAGGGGUAAAUGUACAGUAUUUAGCUUUUGUAUGGUUGACUCAAGACUUCAUUGGAUGAUUGAGACAUGGCUCCCUUUUUCACUUAUAAAUAGGGAGCUACUGCGGAAAGCUGAGAACAACUUUGGAUGUUAUCGAUGUUAUUUUUGUACACUUAAUUUAUUUUCCCUCUUUCUCCCUCCUUUCCUCUUUUGCUCUCUACCUUUCUUCCUGUGUUCAUUUGCAACCAGUCCUUAUUCUAACUGUAAUAAUGAUAAUAUAACAAUAAUAGCUAAACAAUAAUUAAUGCUUUAAGACAAAAAUCCAAAGACGUGAUAAUACUUUAACCAUAUGACCUACAAAAAUAAGCGCUACUGUUUACUUGAUGAUGUAUUGCUGUUUUUAAAGAAGGAAGGAGUCCCUAUCUCUAAGCUACUGUUUUCUGCCUCUCAUAAGCACACUGGAGACUGUAACCAAAAUCCCAAACUAGAGCCAUGGCAGUCUGUAAUAUAGCGGUUAAAGAGUUUUACUUCUCUUGAGAAAUGUUGCAGUUUAUUUUCUUUCUUUUUUACCAUAGUGUUGAACUUCAGCCCUUAAGGAUGUCCAGUUUGCUGCUAAUGUACUGUAGUUUCUAACGAUACUGUAGAAAGAUGCAUGCUCUGAUCGCUUUACCACUAGGCUUUAAUGACUACAAACUGUAAUGAUAACUGUGAUGCUGUUGAUAAACUGCUCCUAUGUUGAAAACAAAUGAAUAUGUGGGGCUCAAUUCCAUCAGGUUUGUUUUUCAGUAUCCUAUUAAUUACCCCUACUCAGAAGAUUAAAAAAAUGGCUUUCGUAAUACCAGAAGUAUUUUUUCAAACUUCCAGUUUUAGAGAAACCUGCUUGGGGCAUUAACUUCUCAAUACUUAUGGAGAUACUGCAUAGCUAUUUGAAGGAGUUUAGCCCCAAACCUUUCACUGGUAUGGUGUCAGUCUUUCUGUGUUGAUUAUGUCUCUAGUCCAUUUGUCCAGCUAAAACAGCUUUGCUGAACUCAGACUGACAUCACAGCCAAUUUUCCAAAGGAUGUGGACUGACUAACUCUGUCAUGUUUUGUUCUUAAACUAACCAAUGUUUACGACAAUACCAAUGAGCUUUCUUCUGUACAGAAAUGUGCAUUCCAAAUACCACAAAGGCAGUUUUUUUGUAUACUGAUUAUUUUAAAUUUAAUUUGUCAUAUUCUCUUGAUCUUAGUGACUGUAAGAUGUACAUAUUGGGGUCCUCUAUGGUGAAGGGACUCUGUUAUCCUUACUGUAGGUAAAACUAUUCUUUUAUUUUUUUCUGGAUAUGUUGUUGCCAUAGUGAUGACCAAAAAGAUACCUGUGAUGUGCACCUGUCCUUAUGUCCUGCUCCAGUGGAUUAGUGUGUCUCUAUACUCUCCCUCCCCAAGUUUUCCCCUACUGGUGUGUGUUUCUCUUCCUUUCCCUUCCCAUACUCCACUGAGCUAAAUAAAGUCUGCUUUGGUGCA